This is a messenger RNA of Ilex paraguariensis (yerba mate), 1535 nucleotides long. The record is from the annotation of a GenBank genome assembly. NCBI's taxonomy places the organism in Eukaryota, Viridiplantae, Streptophyta, Magnoliopsida, Aquifoliales, Aquifoliaceae.
AUGGACGAUGAGUUGACUCAUAAUGGAGCCGCAACAAAGUCUUCGCCGUCAGCUUCUCGGUUGCACACGGCGGAGGAAGGGGAAGCUUCGGGGGAAUGCGGGAUGCUGAAAAUGGAGCUGGAUGCGGCGGAAGCGUUGGCGGGUCUAGCGCACUACUCGGCGGCGGGAGGCAGCGGCAAUACUGUCACCGAAUCAGUGAGUCAGCGAGUCAAGAACGCAGUUGACACAGGGACGACUAACCGGGAAGACUCGGUUGCAAGGUCUUCGGUUCUCGAUGAGGAUCGAGCAUUAGUGUUUCAGCAGCAGUUCGAAAAGAGAUGCAAUGUGAUGAUAAAACCAGUGGAGGUUAAGCAGGAAGAUGAAUUAGCUAAACAGUGUCUUGUAUGCACCAAAAGUUAUGAUUCAUCUGGCUGCAACAAGUCUAGGCAGAAUUUAGCUGAGGCUGAAAAUGAAGCACGGAGGAUUCGUCGGGUAUUGGCAAACAGAGAGUCAGCAAGGCAGACUAUUCGCCGUAGGCAGGUUCUUUACGAGGAGUUCACCAGAAAAGUUGCUGAUCUAGCACUUGAGAAUGAAAAUUUGAAGAGGGAAAAGGAGUUGGCUGUGAAAGAAUAUGACACUCUGAAGAGCACAAAUGAAUACUUGAAAGCACAGAUAGCUGAGGUAAUGAAGGCUGAAACAGAUGAGAAUCAAGAAGAAUCAAAGGCGCAAAAUGUUGAUCAUUCUAGGUUUCUAUCCACUAAUAGUCCAUUUAUCAUUUAUAACCAAUCCCCUCACACACCAUUUCUGUGGCGUCCUUUCAUACAUUCUUCAAAUUAUCUCCAAUUUCAGUGCGGGCUUCAGAAUGUCACUGGCACUCCACCACAAGUCCCCAUGCCAGCUUAUGGCGAAGUUGAUUCACUUCAUGAACAAGAAAAUUCCAUGAUGGUGAAUAGCCUGGGAACUCCCCCAUAUAUAUUUCCAUGUCUGGGUUUUUCCCCUGUACCCAGCAACACUAGUGGAUUCCACUAUCAGCCAUUCGAUAUAAACAAUCAACUAAAUGAAACUCGUCUGAAUAACCUGUGUUGGCCUAGUUCAUCUUCAAAAGCUACAGCACAUGUAGAGAACCACAACUCACCAUUACCUAGAGUAGUUAAAACAGAAGCUUCUAAACCUACAGAAUCCAUACCUUCGAACAAUCUUCGUGAGAGCACAUUUUGUUUCCCACCGGAUGGCGGUGGUCAGCAAAUUGGGCCUUGCAGUAAAAAGAUGGUUCUUGUGCCCGGACCAUUGACUUGUGUCAGGCCUGUGGUCCAUGUCGAAGCUGAGACUAGUGCACAACCUGAUUACAUAUCUACCGUUACAGCUGUUUCUGCAACGGUUAGUCAGAUGGUAAAUGCAUUGCCAGAAAACAAUCAGGAGCCAACAGUCUGCUCAAGUGAGAAGCUAGUAGAUGCAGCUGCAGCUGCGGAGGCCAGGAAGAGGAGGAAAAAGAUCACAAAGCUAAAGAACCUCCAUUGCCGACAAUUUCGGAGGCAUUUUUGACCUUUCAGUCCAAG